AUGCAAUCUCUAUCAGUUGUAGUUCUACUUACCAUUUUGGGUAUCGCUACAGGUCAGCAAAACCCAAUGAUGUGCAAUUUCUGCUUGACGAUUAUAACCAAUACCCAAGACACAUUUGGACCUGCUAUCGUCAACGCCACCGAUUUACAACUGCUGCGGUACUUCCGCAAGGAAUGCCCACGCUAUGCCAUCAAAUCGGCUAUGAUGGCAGGAGAAUGUGAAGUCCUUGUCAGCUAUCAUCCCUUAGUGCUCUUUCGAGAUCUUCGAGCUCAAAAAGAAGCGUCAGAUACUUGCAAAGAUUGCAAUUCGUGUUAG
Molecule: messenger RNA, 315 nt
Organism: Strongylus vulgaris
Lineage: Eukaryota; Metazoa; Nematoda; Chromadorea; Rhabditida; Strongylidae
Source: the annotation of a GenBank genome assembly